Molecule: messenger RNA, 4328 nt
Organism: Carica papaya (papaya)
Lineage: Eukaryota; Viridiplantae; Streptophyta; Magnoliopsida; Brassicales; Caricaceae
Source: RefSeq, a predicted model, not a curated record
UUCACACAGUCUUCGGUGUCAGGGUUGCUUCUCUUUCUUCUAUUCUCUAUCUGUGACACAUAAAAAGAAACCCUUUUUCUCUGCAAAUUUCCUUAUGAGUCAUUUUCUGUGUUUUUUACAGAAGAAGCAAUACCCAAUUACUGCUAAUAGUCGUUUGCCUUCUUUCUUCUAGUAAACCAACAGAGAUAUGAGAGUAAAAACUGACUUCAAAGAACCAUGGGAUAAAAACAGUAGCUGCAGAGAGAGAGAAAAUAAGAAAAAAUGAGCUCAUAAGCCAGAUAGGUAGAUAGAUAGAAAGAUAAAUUGAGAGAGAGAGAGAGAGAGAGAGAGAGAGAGAGAGAGAGAGAGAGAGAGAGAGAGAGAGAGAGAGAUAAUAAAGAGGAGAGAAGGUCAGGUGGGGGUGGGGGUGGUUUGUUUGUUGAAUAAAGCUAGGAAUUUUGCCAAUGUCGCAAGAUUCUCAGGAGAUAAAGACGAUUGAGCAAUGGAGAUGGUCCGAAAUGCAAGGUCUUGAACUCGUCUCUGCUUCUCCUCUCCACCCUUUCAAUACAAAUAAUAAUCCACCUACACCACUCCACACAGCAACUCCUCCUCAACAUCCAUUGACCCCUCAUCACGAUAGAGAAAUGGAGGAUAAUAAUCCUUCUUCUUCUUCUUCUGAACCCAACAAGGAUAAUGGUGGCAGGGAGAAGCCUGGUGAUGUCCCCUCUAUUGGGUUUGGAGAGCUUUUCAGAUUUGCAGAUGGUUUGGAUUAUGUGUUGAUGGGAAUUGGGUCUGUUGGAGCAUUCGUUCAUGGCUGUUCUCUGCCUCUUUUCCUUCGUUUCUUCGCUGAUCUCGUCAACUCUUUCGGUUCUAAUGCUAACAAUAUCGACAAGAUGAUGCAGGAAGUUUUGAAGUACGCACUCUACUUUCUUGUUGUGGGUGCUGCAAUAUGGGCAUCUUCAUGGGCUGAGAUAUCUUGUUGGAUGUGGACUGGAGAGAGACAAUCCACUAAGAUGAGGAUCAAGUACCUAGAAGCAGCCUUGAAUCAGGACAUUCAGUAUUUUGACACCGAGGUGCGAACCUCCGACGUCGUAUUUGCCAUUAACACUGAUGCAGUAAUGGUCCAGGACGCCAUUAGUGAGAAACUGGGCAAUUUCAUUCACUAUAUGGCAACGUUUGUAUCUGGAUUUAUAGUGGGUUUUACUGCUGUUUGGCAAUUAGCUCUGGUAACACUUGCAGUGGUUCCUCUUAUAGCCGUGAUUGGAGGGAUUCACACCACCACAUUAGCUAAGCUCUCUGCCAAGACCCAAGAUGCUCUUUCCCAAGCAGGAAAUAUUGUUGAACAGACUAUAGUGCAAAUUCGUGUUGUUUUCGCAUUUGUUGGCGAAUCAAGAGCAUUACAAGCCUACUCAUCGGCAUUGAGGAUAGCACAAAGGAUCGGCUACAAGACUGGAUUUGCAAAGGGAAUGGGACUAGGUGCAACUUACUUUGUUGUUUUCUGUUGCUAUGCUCUCCUUCUCUGGUAUGGUGGUUACCUUGUUAGGCACCACUUCACCAAUGGAGGACUCGCCAUAGCUACCAUGUUUGCAGUUAUGAUAGGUGGAUUGGCUUUGGGACAGUCUGCUCCAAGCAUGUCCGCAUUUGCCAAGGCAAAAGUUGCAGCAGCUAAAAUUUUCCGUAUAAUAGACCACAAACCGGCAAUUGAUCGAAAUAGUGAUUCGGGUUUGCAAUUAGAGUCAGUUUCAGGACUAGUUGAGCUGAAAAAUGUCGAUUUCUCAUAUCCUUCGAGGCCAGAUAUUCGAAUCCUCAAUAAUUUUUCACUUACUGUUCCUGCCGGAAAAACCAUAGCUUUGGUUGGAAGCAGCGGCUCUGGUAAGAGCACUGUGGUUUCCCUCAUCGAGAGAUUCUAUGAUCCCUCCUCAGGACAAGUGCUGCUAGAUGGGCAUGACAUAAAGACACUGAAACUGAGAUGGUUAAGGCAGCAAAUAGGGCUUGUAAGCCAAGAACCUGCUCUAUUUGCCACCACCAUUAAAGAGAACAUACUCUUGGGCCGGCCUGAUGCAGACCAAGUUGAGAUCGAAGAGGCUGCUAGAGUUGCUAAUGCCCAUUCUUUUAUUUUCAAGUUACCGGAUGGCUUUGACACACAGGUUAGUAAGAUAUUAAUCUGUAGUUACUUGAUAAAUUAUUAUGGACGAUCACCAUACUCACGUAGGUUAUCUGACUUCUCGACCUCAGAUUUCAGUCUCUCUCUAGAUGCGGCACACCCCAGUUAUCGGAUUGAAAAGCUUGCCUUUAAGGAGCAAGCUAGUUCCUUCUGGCGCCUGGCAAAAAUGAAUUCUCCAGAAUGGGUUUAUGCUUUAGUUGGUUCUAUAGGCUCUAUCAUCUGUGGCUCCCUUAGUGCCUUCUUUGCAUAUGUUCUUAGUGCUGUCCUAAGUGUGUACUACAAUCCUGACCAUGCAUACAUGAUCAGACAAAUUGAGAAAUACUGCUAUUUGUUAAUUGGGCUAUCGUCAGCUGCCCUUCUCUUCAACACAUUGCAGCACUUCUUCUGGGAUAUUGUGGGUGAGAAUCUCACAAAGAGGGUGAGGGAAAAAAUGCUAAUGGCUGUGCUUAAAAAUGAAAUGGCAUGGUUUGAUCAGGACGAAAAUGAGAGUGCUAGAAUUGCAGCGAGGCUGGCCCUUGAUGCGAACAAUGUUAGAUCAGCCAUUGGAGACCGUAUUUCAGUGAUUGUGCAAAACACAGCUCUAAUGCUAGUAGCCUGUACUGCAGGUUUUGUUUUGCAAUGGCGCCUUGCCCUAGUCCUCAUAGCUGUCUUCCCUGUGGUUGUUGCUGCCACUGUUUUACAGAAAAUGUUCAUGCAAGGUUUCUCCGGAGAUCUUGAGGGUGCCCAUGCCAAGGCCACGCAAAUAGCUGGGGAGGCAAUAGCCAAUGUAAGGACUGUUGCUGCCUUCAAUUCAGAGGCAAAGAUAGUUGGUUUUUUUUCCACCAACCUUGAAACUCCACUAAGGCACUGCUUUUGGAAGGGACAGAUUGCUGGAAGUGGAUAUGGGGUUGCACAGUUUGCGCUUUAUGCUUCCUACGCUCUUGGUCUCUGGUAUGCCUCCUGGCUUGUGAAGCAUGGCAUCUCUGAUUUUUCCAAGACAAUUCGAGUUUUCAUGGUUCUCAUGGUUUCGGCCAAUGGUGCGGCUGAGACACUGACCUUGGCUCCUGACUUCAUAAAGGGUGGUCGAGCUAUGCGGUCAGUCUUUGAUCUUCUUGACCGCAAAACUGAAAUUGAGCCUGAUGAUACUGACACAAUCCCAGUUCCUGACCGACUUCGUGGGGAGGUUGAAUUGAAGCACGUUGACUUCUCUUAUCCUUCACGCCCUGAUGUCCCCAUUUUCCGUGAUCUUAGUCUACGUGCACGAGCUGGCAAAACUCUUGCCCUUGUGGGUCCAAGUGGUUGUGGUAAGAGCUCAGUCAUUGCCCUUGUGGAGCGCUUCUAUGAACCAUCAUCUGGUAGGGUAUUGAUUGAUGGGAAAGACAUUCGAAAAUACAAUCUAAAGUCCCUGCGAAGGCAUAUUGCAAUUGUUCCACAAGAGCCAUGUCUGUUUGCUACUACCAUCUAUGAAAACAUUGCUUAUGGGCAUGAAUCAGCAACUGAGGCUGAGAUUGUUGAAGCCGCUACACUUGCCAAUGCACACAAGUUCAUAUCUUCCUUGCCUGAUGGUUAUAAAACCUUUGUUGGUGAAAGAGGGGUUCAACUUUCUGGAGGACAAAAACAGAGAAUUGCUAUUGCGCGAGCUUUGGUGAGAAAAGCAGAUAUCAUGCUGCUUGAUGAGGCAACAAGUGCAUUAGAUACUGAGUCAGAGAGAUCGGUCCAGGAGGCUCUGGACCGAGCUUGCUCAGGGAAGACCACCAUUGUGGUUGCUCACCGCUUAUCAACUAUUAGAAAUGCCCAUGUGAUUGCAGUGAUUGAUGAUGGGAAAGUUGCAGAGCAAGGAUCACACUCACAUUUGUUGAAAAACUAUCCAGAUGGGUGCUAUGCCCGGAUGAUACAAUUGCAGAGAUUCACACAUAGCCAGGUUGUUGGAAUGACAUCAGGUUCGAGCUCGUCAGGAAGACCUAAAGAGGAUGAUAGAGACAAUUAGGGAGAUCAAAGAAACAUAACACUACAAGAGGAGUAUAUCCUGGUAUACAUCCCUUAUGAUUUUUUGUGUCUUUAAUUUGCACUGUUAAAUGUUUUUGGUAUAGAAUAGUAUGUGUAUUAAGGAAUUUUUUUCUUUUUUUUUUCAAUGAUAUAUGGAUGUUAUCUCUAUGAAUAUUUCUAAGAAAAUGAUAAUGAGAAAAUAGUUCAUUGAUAAUGAAAA